Molecule: messenger RNA, 561 nt
Organism: Panicum virgatum (switchgrass)
Lineage: Eukaryota; Viridiplantae; Streptophyta; Magnoliopsida; Poales; Poaceae
Product: glycine-rich protein 1-like
Exons: 1
Coding region: 1-561 (186 amino acids)
Source: RefSeq, a predicted model, not a curated record
AUGGCGGUGGGGGCCGGCGUCAACGGUGGUCGGGGCUCGGCGAGGCGACGUGACGCCUCAGGCAGGCGGCGACCACUGCAGGCGUCACUGUGCCGAGGUCGCCGCCGCCUGUACGGCGUCAACGGCGGCGGUGUGCGCGCGGCAGGCGGGCCGGUGCAGUGGCCCGACGCGUCGCGACUCGGCGAGCGCGUGCACGCGCGCGCGCGCACGUCCGGCCCGGGCGCGGGCACGCGGCCGGGGAGUGGCUCGGGUGCAGUAGGGCGCAGGCGAGCGGGUCCGGGCGGCGGUGUGCGCGGCGCGGCGGGCGCGGGCUGGGCACGGCCGGGGCGCGGGCUGGUGCGCGCCGAGCCGCUGCAGGGCGGCGCGUGCGCUGGGGGUUUGGGGAAGGCGCGCGCGCGGGGCGCCCGGUGGCAGGCCGAGCGGGGUAGGGGUGGCGUGCCCGGGGGAAGGCGCGCGUUGCGUGCGGCGGCGUGGCACGGUCGCGCGGCUGGCGUCGCGGCGUGCACGGCCCGACGCGCCGCGGCGCGGCUAGCGCGUCCACGCACGCGUGGGGAGGUGUGA